Xylona heveae TC161 is the source of this 336-nucleotide messenger RNA. RefSeq names its product chaperonin gros. The record is from RefSeq and is a predicted model, not a curated record. The coding region runs from base 1 to 336 and encodes 111 amino acids. Gene Ontology annotation, molecular function: metal ion binding; protein folding chaperone; protein-folding chaperone binding. Lineage: Eukaryota; Fungi; Ascomycota; Xylonomycetes; Xylonales; Xylonaceae. The transcript has 4 exons. Gene Ontology annotation, cellular component: mitochondrial matrix.
AUGGCCCAAGCAAUUUACGCUCUUUCUACCGCUCUCAAGUCCAUCAAGUCUCUUGCUCCCCUCCUGGACCGUAUCCUGGUUCAGCGCAUCAAGGCCGAGUCGCGCACCGCCGGUGGUAUCUUUCUGCCGGAGAGCAGUGUCAAGGACCUCAACGAGGCCAAGGUCCUUGCCGUCGGCCCCGGUGCGCUCGACAGGAACGGCAACCGCAUUGCCCCUAGCGUCCAGCCUGGCGACAAGGUCUUGAUUCCUCAGUUUGGUGGUAGCCCCGUCAAGGUUGGCGAGGAGGAGUACUCCCUCUUCCGCGACCAUGAUAUCCUCGCCAAGAUCAACGAGUAA